Molecule: messenger RNA, 1350 nt
Organism: Lytechinus pictus (painted urchin)
Lineage: Eukaryota; Metazoa; Echinodermata; Echinoidea; Temnopleuroida; Toxopneustidae
Product: somatostatin receptor type 1-like
Exons: 1
Coding region: 73-1257 (394 amino acids)
Biological process (GO): neuropeptide signaling pathway
Cellular component (GO): neuron projection; plasma membrane
Molecular function (GO): neuropeptide Y receptor activity; neuropeptide binding
Source: RefSeq, a predicted model, not a curated record
UGGAAGCGGCGAAAUGUGAUAUUUAUCAUCUCACCAACGAUUUAAUAUUGUGAUAGCACCUACUCUUUCAAAAUGUCUACCGACGUGGAUUCUUUAUACACUAUGGUGUCGGAGAGCAGUUAUACUAAUUCUAUGAACUCGACUGAUGACGGAAACUGGUUGUUUCUUUUUACAGGGUCACUUUACUAUAUAGUUGCAAUCGUUGGACUUAUCGGCAAUGGUACAGUCAUUUAUGUUAUCCUGAGAUUUGCUAAGAUGAAAACUGUGACCAAUGUCUACAUCCUUAACUUAGCUCUGGCUGAUAACCUGUUUUUAAUCGCACUUAUAUUCUUAGCAACGGCAACGGUUCAUCCCAUCUGGAUUUUUGGCAAAGUUCUUUGCCAUCUCGUGUAUAGCAUCGAUGCAUUAAAUCUUUUUACAAGCAUAUUUUGUUUGACGCUUAUGGCGAUAGAUCGCUAUGUGGCUGUUUGUUACGCGGUCAAAGCUUCCUGUUACCGGAACAUGCGCGUCGCCACGAUAAUCAACGUCGGGGUUUGGCUACUUGCUCUUGCCGCAGCAUCACCGAUCAUCGUAUUCACUCGUUACGAUCCAGAACAGCUCUCGUGUAACCUACAAUUCGAUAAAGUCGUCGGUGCACACGCGGCCCUGGCAGUUGCCAAAGGUUUCUGCUUCUACACAUUUAUAACGGGAUUUUUAAUCCCUUUGGUGGUGAUAGCGGCAUGUUAUUCUAUGAUCAUCGUCAGGCUACACCAAAUGGGCACAAAGACUGGGAAAUGGGAAAAGUCGAGAAAAGUUAACCGUUUAGUACUCUGCGUUAUUAUUGUCUUUGUUGUAUUUUGGUCCCCUUUCUUUUUAUUCCGGUUCAUUGUAGCAUUUGACUUUGAGGUCAUGAGAACUAAUUAUUUAGUAAAUGAAAUCACAAUAUUGCUGAGCUAUAUGAAUAGUUGCGCAAACCCGUUCUUGUACGGCUUUCUGAGCGACAGUUUCAAGAAAAGCUUCAAGAAGGUGUGGCGCUGUGGCGACAGGAGAGGGUAUGAAUUGACAUCAACGGAUGCACGCCCUUGGAGAUUACGUAAUCCUUGCCUGGGAGAAAAAAAGGAGAGGAGCUCGGCAAGAAGACUGGGUAAACGAAACGAUGACGAUACAAUGUCAGGAGCGAGGUUAAAUGUCUAUCCCCUAACAGCAGUCACUUCGGCCGCGUCUGAAAUCACGAUGCACCAAAAGAAUGGAGCCAUGGGAGCCCCUUCAUAUGCCUGAAUCACAACCAGUCGUGCCAGUAUAUUCUCUGGAUAUGUAUUCGACAAUGAAUCCCCACCCCUUGAGUGUGCAUGCGUUAUUAGCCGACCAAAA